AAUUAAGAUUUGUACAAAUUUGUCAUUUGGUUAAAAUGCCAGGGCAAAUUAGUCCAUUUGACAUGCCUUCACCACAAGUGUUCUUUUCCUGAACUUCGCCCACCCCUUUAAAGGACCAGAAAAGCGGGAGAUGCAGAUAUAGACUGCAGUCGCAACCCCACUCAGCCACAAAGAAAAAGGAAAAGGAAACGAAAGAGAAAAUCAGAAAUAGAAAAAAUAUGGAGAGGAAUCUUAAGAUGGAAAUUUAAUGAAAAGAUAAUCAGUUUAUUAAGUUAAAACGGAGAGGGAAUUUUUUUAUAUGACGAAUGGAAUAAUGCAAGAGCAAAAUCUAGAGGAGCAGAUUAGGAAACAAAUGGGUUGCAUGGCUGGUUUCCUUCAGAUCUUUGAUCGUCACCAGAUUCUUACCGGCAAACGCUUGUACUCCACCAAGCGUCUACCUCCUUCGCCGGCGAGUGAAACGACAUCAGAGGAAGAGAAGGCAGUUGAGUCACCUGUAUCAUCGAGAGAAUUAGAGAAGCGGCCACAAGGUCGGUUAGCACUGUCACCGGAACGUUCAAAGCGAUCUCCAGUUAUAUCAGAGCUCCGGUCUCCGGCGCCUGAACCGUCCACCCCGACGGGAAGCCAGAACAAGAUAUCUCUUCCGCUUCCAAUUUUCGAAUCCAAAGAAGGCGGCGGGAGGUCACCGUGGAAAUUAUCCAAAGAUGCUCCAAGGCUCUCACUCGACAGCAGAGCCGUCGUUGAUGCUACAGGAAGCCUCAAGCCCUGGGAGAUCCGUACAAACCAAUGCAAAAGCAACAGCGAAGAAAACGGAGCGGAUGAUAACAACAAACAACGGUCGCCUAGUGUAAUCGCGAGGCUCAUGGGACUCGGAUCUUUACCGAAUUCGGAUCCCGAACCUAAUGGAAACGCGGAGCUCCGAAGAUCGGCGUCGGAAGCUAGAGGCAGAGAUCUGUUUCAGUAUCGUUUUAUUGAUGGAGUUAAUUUCCAUUUAAAACAGAACCUGCAACAAAAUUUCCAAAACGAAGAAAUUCCGUGCAAUGUAGUGAGAGAAAAUGUAGCCAAACAAGAGCAUUUGAUUGGUAACAGAUCGGAAAGCUUGAGAAACGCAAGAACCGAACCAAUUAAAGCUCCGGUUGGAGGAAUAGGCCAAAGGAAAUGUUUCUUUGAUUCAGCCGACUUUUUUCCCGAGCCAAAGCAAACCGUUUCCAUCUACGGUGAGAUUGAGAAACGGCUUAAGCUUAGAGGAAUCGAUAAGCCGGCGAAAGAUCUCGAGACUCUUAAGAAAUUCCUAGAAGCUUCGCAACUCAAAGGCCUGUUACACAGCAAAAAACCUCCAAACCAAACGAAUAAGAGAAACUUUGUUUAUGAACAUGAACAAUCUCCGCUUCCCAUUAUCAAACCGGGAAGAUCACCAGCUUCCGCUGUCAGAAGGAUUGGCAACGAUUCGCCUCCUUCAAGUAAUAAGCCAAGACCUGGUCCUCACCGGAACUUGAGUAUCGAUGUUCCGCCGGCGAUGAGUUCGAGACGUGAUCGGCUGGGGAAUGAACGGAACCAAAGUAAGCGUAGGGGUUCAAUAUCUCCUGCAAGGAGUGAGUGCGGCGUGAGGAGUCCUAACAGAAGGCCGUUGAGCGUUGAAACGCAGAGGAGAGGGAAUGCUAAUGUAGAGCAGAGACGAGUAUCUCCGGUUCAGUCCCCUCGUGUUAAUGUGAGAAAAAUCGUAUUGGAUCAGACGACCAAUAGAUCAUCCAGUAACAGGAGACCAACGGCUGAGAUUUAUCAGAAAGAAGAGAAGGUCAUAUUUAUUCCAGCGGAGGAUGAAACAUCCACCGUUUCAGAGAGUAGCAUUAGCACGUCUUGUCAAACCGAUACGGAGAGAUCGAAGGUGGAGGAAUACAAGGAUGGGAGAAGCCUCUUGGAAAAGUGUGAUAAGCUGCUUCACAGCAUUGCAGAGAUGAUCGCUACAACUGAGUUGCAGUCGAGUCCUGUCUCGGUACUUGACUCGUCGUUUUACAAGGAUGAAUCGUCUGUUUCCCCAGUUAAGAAACGGAGCAUUGAUUUCAAAGAUGAUACGUGGAGUCCAGCGGCAAUCUUAUCAGAUGAUUCCAAGUCCGUAGACAAAUCAGAAGUUUGUGAUUUCAUCUACAUUUUCGAUAUCCUGAGGGCAUCCAGUUACUUGCUUGAUGACUCCGAUAUCUUCUUGUUGCUGGAGAAGCAACAACAUUUAAAAGGUAAAGACACCUCCAAGGUGUCUAGACUCCAAAGGAAGCUUAUAUUUGACACCAUCAAUGAAAUCCUCAACCGAAAGAGACAAUUGCCGGCAUGGAAGCUCGUAAGUAGUACGAAAUCAGGGUGUGGAGAACAGCCAUCAUUGCGGCAAAUUUGGUCCGAAUUCCAAAAGAUUCGGGAGAGAGACUCGUCGGAUGACUUGUUUGAGGUGAUUUGUAGUGUGUUGAGAAAAGACCUUGCAGGGGAUGCCAUUAACGGUUGGGGAGAUUACCCCAUCGAGAUGUCCGAAUUAGUCCUCAAUAUUGAACGGGUAAUAUUUAAAGACCUGAUCGUCGAAACCAUCUGGGAUCUCGCUGCUGCUUCUGGGAAAAGUAAUAAAAUUCGUAGGCAGUUGGUAUUCUGAUGAAGAAAGAGGGGAAAAAAUUUCUUCGGGCUCUUUAUUGUAGUUUUAUUAUUAUUAUUAUUUUCUUAGCUGUUUUCCUUAUUUAACAAAGGAUAAAUCUCAUAUUACAUUUUAAUUAUUUAUAUUUAAAAUAUUACAUUUUGUCACUUAUAUUAAUAUGUUGUAAUAUUUUAGUCAUUGAGUCAUUAAUUAUUAUUAAUAGUGUAA
This is a messenger RNA of Gossypium arboreum, 2836 nucleotides long. RefSeq names its product protein LONGIFOLIA 1-like. Lineage: Eukaryota; Viridiplantae; Streptophyta; Magnoliopsida; Malvales; Malvaceae. The transcript is spliced from 4 exons. Bases 299 to 2629 code for a protein of 776 amino acids. Gene Ontology annotation, biological process: regulation of monopolar cell growth. The record is from RefSeq and is a predicted model, not a curated record.